UUAACCGAUAGUGUCCGGACACUCGCGCUCGGGUUCGUGGCCAGCGUCGUUGCGAGAAGAGCCAGCAGCCCGUCGCGACGAUGAGGUCGCGCGUCACCCUCGCCAUCCUGGGCCUCCUCGUGCUCUGCGCGCUAAUCGCGAGCUCGCAAUCUAAGCUCCAGCAGCAGGCGACCGUCGAGGACGACGAGGAGGACGAGGACGACGAAUGGGACGAGGACAACAGCAAGGAGAACAACUAUCCAUCGAAGCCGGAGAUUGACGACGAGGGCCGGGUAUACAAGAAUCCGCGCAACUCGCCCUCGGCACAGUGUCCUCGCGACGAGGAGCAGGCCGAGAUAUUCGGCCAGAAGUGUCUCAGGAAGUGCUCGACCGAUGAGGACUGCAAGAGCAAGAAGAAGAAGUGCCGGUGCGACGGGGCCUGCGGCAUGUCCUGCAUUAAGCCCGACCGCGAGUGCCCGGAGCCCAUUGAGAUCGAGCACGGGCUGAUGGCCGUGAGCGGUCGCUUCUUUGGCGACAGGAUCAACUAUACCUGCGACCCGGGCUAUUACGUCGUUGGCCUCGCGGAGCGUAGCUGUGGCGUCGACGGCCGCUGGUCAGGCAUCACACCGAGCUGCAAGAAGGACCCCACCUCCUUCUGCACGACGCCCCACAAGUUUCCCAACGCCCGGCAUAACGCGCUGCCGGAACAGACGACCUUCGAGCUCGACAGCAUGGUCCAGUACUACUGCAGCCACGGCUACGUGACCAAGGGCUCGCCCAAGGCCAAGUGCCUCAUGACCGAGGGGGCGGCAAGCUGGUACGGGCCGGACAUCACCUGCGAGGCGAGGAGCUGCGAGCCACCGGCUGACAUCGCCAACGGAUGGCACGCCGGGGAAUGUUACAAAUACGAUUGCCACGUCUCGUAUCAUUGUGCUGACGGUUACGAGUUGGUGGGGAAGGCCGAAAAAAUUUGUGUCGCUGAUGGCACAUGGUUACCUGCCGAACUACCGAAAUGCGUCGAGGUGACAUCGGUCGAGUGCGAUCUACCCGAGAAUCCAGUAAACGGCAAAGCCAUUUACACGUCCUACGCUUACAAUUCCGUGGUGUCGUAUGAGUGCAAAACUGGUUACACUAUCGUUGGAGCGGCGACACGACGAUGUAGCGCCGACGGAAAAUGGACGGGCCAGGCGCCAACGUGCAGGGAGAUAAACUGCGGCUCCCCCGGCGUACUCUAUAAUGGCUGGAUCGACAAUAUCGAGAACGGGACGGGCAUGGGCUCGAGCCUCAUAUUUCGCUGCAAGGAGCACACGAAGCUCGAGGGCCACAGCUCGAGCCUCUGCCAGAUGGACGGGAAGUGGAGAUACCCGGUGCCCCAGUGUCUGGCGCCCUGCAUCGUGCCACAAAUCGCCCGGGGCCGCGUGUUCGUCGCCUCGGACGAGCGCGACCACAUCAACAACGUCACGGUGGCGGAGCACGGCAAGGGGCUCGCGGUCGAGUGCGUCAGCGACUACGAGUUCGCGGCCAGCGGCAUGCCGGUCGUCUGCAACAACGGCACCUGGUCCAUCGUGCCCUCGUGCUCGCCCGCGAGGUGCAAACAGAUGCCGAAGCCGCCCAAGAACGGUAUGGUGAUCGCCCCCAAGACAGAUCACGGCAUGAAGGCCGUGUUCAAGUGCAAGGACGGCUUCGAGCUCGUCGGCGGCGGCCCUUACAACAACUCGUACGCGGUCGAGUGCCGAUAUGGAAAUUGGACUGGCGAUCUGCCGCACUGCAUCGAGGUCUACUGCCCCUUCCCCGGCUACGUGCAGAACGGCAAAGUCCUCCUCGUGGGCAACAUGGGCGUUUACGACUAUCGCCCGUACGUGAAGAAGGUCGUGAAUAACAAGCAAAUAAUGUACGACUGCGACAAGGGUUACUACUUGAGCGAGGGCCCACCGGGCGCAACCUGCAUCGGCGGCUCCUGGAGCCCCAAGGAGCUCCCCAAGUGCACGCUCGGCCAGCAUCCGCGGAUCCGCUGGAACAGACGGCGCAGAUCCGUCGGCGAGCAGAGGAACGAGACGGUAGUAGCGGCCUACCGAAAGUUCAUCGACUUCUUCCGCAAGAUUGGGAGGAAGCUGCUCGAGCUCGAGAUGGAGAAGAGCCACGAGGCAUUGAGCCACGUCGACGGGGAGGAGGGCGCCGGGGCGGGGCGCGCGCCAAACGGCAACGGGACGAGUAGCAGCAGCAGCAGCAGCAGCAGCAGCAGCAGCAGCGCGGUCGGGCCGCGUAACGUAAGCAGAAGCCGCGGCGCCCAUAGGAAUAAGCCGCGGACCAAGGACGAGAAGAUGAUCGAUUUUCUGAGAAUCGUCUACCGGAAGUUACAACGAAUCGACUCGCGGCACGCGAGCAACGACACGAAUGUCACGAUGCACGAGCUGCUGAACGUGAUGAGCAAGAACUUCUUUCACGUGGAUUUGGCGGAGCCGCGGAGGAACGCCUCGGCGAAAGGCCACGAGAGCUUCGAGACGAAGACCCAGCGGGAGUUCACGAAACUGAAACGCGAGUUCGAGAGAAUCAUGAAGUUCUAUAAUAAGUCGCUGCGCUGGAGCGAGAAGCACUUGCGCAAGGAUCUGAGGAAGAAGAAGAAGGGCCAGGGCCACGCCGAGAGAGACAAGCAGAAGUCAAGGGAGGCCGAGAGGAAGAAACAGCACAAGUCGCCCAACUAUUACAAGGGCUUUUAUGAAUUCAUAAAUGAUUACGUGACGCAGAAACUGUCGGCCUUGGAGGCGCAGAACGCCACGGAGGAGCUAAUCAGAAAAAUGAAGAUCGACAAGAUAUCCGUGAGGAAUGGCACGAUGUUCACGGUCGGAGAGAUUUACGCGUUCUUCAAACAUAUCAUAGAGACUAAGCUGAACGCGUCUAAAGUGGAAAACGAGACGACGGGCGCGAAGCCGAGGAAGCCGUUGGGGAAAUCGAUCGCCACCUCGGCAAAACCAACGGCCGACGUGAAAACGUCGCGGGCAACGGAAGUGACAACAGCGGACGACGGGAGUACGAUGACGGAGAGCGGCAAGCUCGCGGUGUCGGAGAACGAGAUACCCACCUUGGAAAUUGAUAAUAACGAGGCGAAGCUCCGGAACAAAAGGAUCCGUGACGCCUCGUCGACAAAGCCACCACCGACAGCCGAAGUAAGACGAAAGCUACUAUCUAUCAAUCAUCCAUUGGCGGACGAUACGCCUCCCAAGCUCACCAUGAAUGAUAAUUAUCAGGCGCAGUUGACACGGAAGGAGUCGGCGAUUCAGCAGCAGAGCCGCACGAAGCGUUUCCUCGCGUCCGCGGAACUGGCUAAUCGAAUGUAUCUUAAAAAUUUCUAUCUCAACGCUUACGAAGACGAGUACAAGGCGAACGUGAAACGUUCCGCGCCUCGGAAUAAUCAGGCGAACUGGUCGGAUCGGGUGGUUAGAAGCUCGCAGGAUCAGCGGCAGCCGACGAGGCACGAAAACAAGUGAGAGCAGCAUCAAAUGGUUUUAUUGUGAUAUCGAUGGAAUUUAUUGGUAAAUUAACCGAUUAAUAAGCAACUGAUUUUAUGCGAUUAUACAAAUUAUUAUACACUUAUAGUUAAUCUGUUUCCCAUUUUCGUCGUUAGGCGCACUGUAACGUGUGUACAUGACGUUUUUCUUUUGUUUUUGUUAUUGUUUUUUUUGUUUUUAUUUUGUUUUUUGAUGAUAAAUAAAAUCUUUUCAAUACACAACUGACUGAAGAUUUUAAUGACGCAUGCCAAUUCAAUUAGGUUCCGUUGUUCCGAGCCCCUUUUAUU
This is a messenger RNA of Ceratosolen solmsi marchali, 3772 nucleotides long. It is a transcript of the gene Hasp, whose product is annotated as Hig-anchoring scaffold protein. The record is from RefSeq and is a predicted model, not a curated record. Bases 81 to 3464 code for a protein of 1127 amino acids. Gene Ontology annotation, cellular component: extracellular region. The transcript has 4 exons. Gene Ontology annotation, molecular function: peptidase inhibitor activity. NCBI's taxonomy places the organism in Eukaryota, Metazoa, Arthropoda, Insecta, Hymenoptera, Agaonidae.